Musa acuminata AAA Group (dessert banana) is the source of this 570-nucleotide messenger RNA. Its product is annotated as DET1- and DDB1-associated protein 1-like. Gene Ontology annotation, biological process: positive regulation of proteasomal ubiquitin-dependent protein catabolic process. The transcript has 4 exons. Gene Ontology annotation, cellular component: Cul4-RING E3 ubiquitin ligase complex. Bases 48 to 347 code for a protein of 99 amino acids. The record is from RefSeq and is a predicted model, not a curated record. Lineage: Eukaryota; Viridiplantae; Streptophyta; Magnoliopsida; Zingiberales; Musaceae.
CUUGCGACGGCGAAGAUACAACGCGAAGCGAAGAGGGCGGAAGGGAGAUGGGAUCACUUCUCGGCGACUGGCCGUCCUACGACCCCCACAACUUCAGCCAACUCCGCCCCGCCGAUCCCUCCGCCCAACCCUCCAAACUUACGCCUGCAACUUAUCAUCCUACUCAUAACAGGACUCUUCCACCACCAAACCAAGUGAUAUCAAAUGAAGCCAGAAAUAUUCUUCUGAGGCAUUUCUAUCAGAAGUCAGAAGAGAAGUUUCGACCAAAAAGAGCUGCCUCGGAUCACCUGACAUCCGAACACAAUUGCAAGCAACCCAGAGCUGCCUACGCUGAUGGAGCGCAUUAAGCUGAACAUAUUCUAGUUUCAUGCUUAACUAUCUCCUAUCUCCUUUGUGAGCUCGGCAUAUAGCAGUCUCUUUCUCUCUCUCUCUCUCUCUCUCUCUCUCUUCAGAUGCGUGUGUAGCUUGUGCCCACUGCAUAAUUUGCAGGCAUGUAUUGUAUGUUGACUGUCGUUAUAAUAUUCAGAUAAGCAAUUAAAUUAGAUUUGCAGUAGUUUCUUGAACCUUGAA